AUGAAGGUGGACCAGUUGACACCUACAGACGUUAUAUGGCGCACAUUCGAGGAUCACAAACGUCACCUUCCUUUUGACGAGUUAUCUUUGUACAGAGGUUUUCUUGUCUGGGGUGACGUACAUGUGCCAUACUUACCUGACAGGUGUCUUCGUCAGUUUUGUCUUCAUCAAUAUAUUCCUCCUCCACCUCCUGCUGAUACGUUGAGCAAUGAUGACAUUGCUGUGGAGUGGAUUGGCUAUGACCACAGCGUGGCCAAUGUGGUCAGAGACACCGCACCAGUGGCAUACCCCUAUGAGAUAGUUGAUGAAUAUUUACAGUGGUAUUACUGUGUGUCGCAUCCUCAGUUGUAUGUCCUAUGUUUCAAUGUUAAUGUUCUAUUUUCUAUGUUUUACUGUUAA
Messenger RNA from Vicia villosa (hairy vetch), 399 nucleotides. RefSeq lists its product as uncharacterized. NCBI's taxonomy places the organism in Eukaryota, Viridiplantae, Streptophyta, Magnoliopsida, Fabales, Fabaceae. The record is from RefSeq and is a predicted model, not a curated record. The transcript has a single exon. The coding region runs from base 1 to 399 and encodes 132 amino acids.